AACAUGAAUACUGUACACCAACACCUAUCAAAUUCUUUUUUAACUUGUCAAUCCUAACCUAAAAUAGCAUGUUAUGCCGGAUCAAGUAUAUCAAGGGAAGCAACACAAUUUUUUUGGAUUGUAAAUGGACUAUAGAUCAAAAUGUAUGAAAUGGUCUUAAAUUAGGAAUUAAAAAAUCACAAUCCAAUACCGUCUUUUAGUAAUAACAUCUUCGUAAGGGAUAAAUUUACAGUGAAUGAUAUUUGAAUUCUUUAUUAAACCCCCCAUCAAACAUAACCUCAUUUUAUCAGCAACAUUAAUUCAUAGCGAUUAAUAACUUAUUUAUUAUUAUACAAAAAUGUAUAAGAUCCCAAAGAUAUUACAAACGCCACAAACAAAUAAUUUUUUAAGAACUUACAUGAUUAAACGAUCAAUUGUAAAUAAUGAAGGCCAAAUACGUAAGACAUCAGUAACUCCAAAAAAUUUAGAAUUCACCACACCAGUUUUAUAUAAAUCUUGGAAUUAUCCACAAUAUAUUAGAACGGUAAAGUUUAGUACAAAUAAAGAAAAAACAAGCACAGAAAAUGAGAUACCGUUUCGAAAUAAGCUUUUGUAUGGGUUUGUGGUUUUAACGACUUCAGUUGCAGGCUUGUAUGUCUACUACACAAAAUUUAUUAAAAGUGAUGAGAAAAAAUCUCCGGAAUUAGUUGAAAAUAUUUCAACAGAACCAAGUAAAAAAAGCAUUCCAAGAUAUCCGCCAACUUCAGAAGAUAUACCAGAUGACAUACCAUAUUUAUUAAUAGGCGGUGGAACUGCAAGUUUUUCAGCAUUUCGUGCAAUAAAAUCAUUGGAUCCAACUGCUAAAAUACUUGUUAUUAGUAAUGAAUCGAAUUAUCCAUAUAUGCGACCACCACUUUCAAAAGAAAUUUGGUAUAAUGAAGAUCGUCAAUUGAUUAAAAAGUUAAAAUUUAAACAAUGGAAUGGGUCGGAAAGAAGUUUAUUUUAUGAACCAGAAGAUUUCUACAUGGAUUGUAAAGAUUUACCAAAUGCAAGAAAUGGUGGUGUAUCGGUGGCUCGAGGUUAUACAGUUAAAAAAAUCGAUUGUUUAAAUAAAAAAGUAUAUUUAGAUGAUGGUAAAGAAAUCACAUAUGGAAAAUGUUUAAUAGCAACCGGUGCUAAACCCAAAAACCUAAAAGUGUUUGAAAAUGCUGGCGAAGAUAUACAGAAAAAAGUUACACUAUUUCGUACAAUUUAUGAUUUUGAAAAUUUAGAGAAUGUUUUAAGUAAGGAUGUUAAGUCUGUUGUAGUCGUUGGUGGCGGAUUCUUAGGUAGUGAAAUUUCAUGCGCUCUAGCACGUUAUGGUAAAAAUAAAAUGUCAGUAAAACAAAUAUUCGCUGAAAAUGGUAAUAUGGCAAAAGUAUUACCAGGAUAUUUAAGUUUAUGGACAACAGACAAAGUAAAAUCAGAAGGAGUGGAUGUUACACCAAGUGUUAAAAUUACCAAAGUUGAAAUGACACCAAGGCAACAAGUUGAAUUAACAUUAACAUCGGGUGAAAAAAUUAACGUUGAUCAUGUUAUAUUGGCUGUUGGUGUUGAACCAAACACAGAUUUAGCAAAUGUUUCAAAUUUGGAGGUUGAUCCUGAAGUGGGUGGAUUUGUUGUGAAUGCUGAAUUAGAAGCAAGAUCAAAUUUAUAUGUAGCAGGAGAUUGUGCAUGUUUCUAUGACACAAAAUUAGGUCGACGACGAAUUGAACAUCACGAUCAUGCUGUUGUUUCUGGUAGAUUAGCUGGUGAAAACAUGACCGGUGCACGUAAACCCUACACCCAUCAAUCAAUGUUCUGGUCGGAUUUGGGACCAGAUAUCGGAUACGAAGCAAUUGGAAUUGUUGAUUCAAGAUUACCAACCGUUGCAGUUUUUGCAAAACCCUCACAUCUUAGGAAUAAUCAAUUAGCGAAAUUAGCUUCCGAUCAACAAAACUCUAUUAAUGUAGACAUUGAAAGUCCGGCAGUGCCAUCCACGAUUGAGGAAAACAAGGUGUCAACAGAAGCAUCAUCAGCAACAACAACUCUUAGUGAUGUGAAACUUACAACUUCCGGCGGCGAUGAGUUUAGUAAAGGAUUAAUAUUUUAUUUAAGAGACAAUAUUGUUGUUGGUAUUGUGUUAUGGAACUUAUUUAAUCGAAUGUCGAUUGCACGACAAGUGAUUAAUGAACAUCGAAGCUUCGAUGAUUUAAGUGAGGUUGCAAAGUUGUUUAAUAUUUACGAAGAGCCAUAAUUUUAUGUUUUUCUCGUUCAUAAACUUGUUAUUUUUUUGUGAA
Messenger RNA from Chrysoperla carnea, 2297 nucleotides. It is a transcript of the gene AIF, whose product is annotated as apoptosis-inducing factor 1, mitochondrial. Gene Ontology annotation, molecular function: protein dimerization activity; NAD(P)H oxidase H2O2-forming activity; FAD binding. The record is from RefSeq and is a predicted model, not a curated record. The coding region runs from base 338 to 2254 and encodes 638 amino acids. The transcript has 8 exons. NCBI's taxonomy places the organism in Eukaryota, Metazoa, Arthropoda, Insecta, Neuroptera, Chrysopidae. Gene Ontology annotation, cellular component: cytoplasm; mitochondrion. Gene Ontology annotation, biological process: mitochondrial respiratory chain complex assembly; apoptotic process.